CUCAUGUCUCAUCCAAUGACUUUCUUUCUGCUAGAAAUCAAUCCUGGUAAAGUGAUUAUUGAGGGCAAAACGAAGGUGGUUCAUGGAGUGGCUGACAACCCAAGAGUCGUCUUAGUUGUGAACAAGGAUCGCAUUACAGCAGGCGAUGGUGCCAGGGCACAUGAUUUGGAGGGCAAGGCCGCUAUUUCCAAUGCCACGAAUGGCAAGGUCUUCAUGUUCCUUAAUGAGGCAGGUAUCAAGACAUCAUGGAUACGAACAUGUGACAGCACUACAUACUUGGCUCGUAAAUGCCACAUGGUACCACUAGAAUGGGUGACUCGUAGAGUUGCAACAGGGUCCUUCUUAAAGCGUAAUGUUGGUGUCACUGAGGGUUACCGAUUCACACCACCUAAGAUGGAGACAUUUUUUAAGGAUGAUGCAAACCAUGACCCACAGUGGAGUGAAGAACAGGUUUUAGAAGCAAAGCUGAAUGUUGGAGGUGUAGUGAUUGGGCGCUAUGAGUAUGAUAUUAUGGCACGUACAACUGUGACAGUGUUUGAGGUGCUGGAACGUGCAUGGGGGGCUUUAGAUUGUGCUCUCAUUGAUAUGAAGAUAGAAUUUGGAAUUGAUGCAGAAACUAAAGACAUCCUGGUUUCUGACACAAUUGACUCUGACUCCUGGAGAUUGUGGCCGGCAGGUGACAAAAGGCUCAUGAAGGACAAACAGGUAUACCGCAAUUUGAAGACUGUGACGGAUGAGGGACUGAGCGAGGUAAAGAGGAACUUUCAAUGGGUUGCAGACAAGUUGGAUAACUUUCUUCCCAAGCCAAGAGGACUGGUGACAGUAUUGAUGGGAUCCCCCUCUGAUGCUGAACACUGUGAGAAAAUCCAUGCACACUGUAAGAGGUUGGGUGUUCCCUGUGAGCUGCGGGUUACAUCUGCUCAUAAAGGCACUCAGGAGACACUUGCUAUCAUUGCACAUUAUGAAGGGCUUGGUAUCCCAGUGGUGUUUAUAGCUGUGGCUGGUAGGAGCAAUGGUUUGGGUCCUGUUACAUGUGCCAACACAUGCUACCCAGUCAUAAACUGCCCACCACUGAAGCCUGAGGAUGCUGCAAGAGAUAUUUGGUCUUCACUAAAUCUUCCCUCAGGUAUGGGAUGUGGCACAGUCAUGUACCCAGAAGCAGCAGCUCAGAGUGCCGCCUCCAUUCUGGCACUUAGUGACCAUGUCAUUUGGUCCAAAAUCCGGGCCAAGCAGCUCAACCUCUGGAUCUUGCUCAAGAAGGCUGACUGGGAUUUGGCUCAGUCUGUGCUGAAUAUUUCAACAUAAAAUAAUCAUAAUACAUACAGGAGCCUAAAGUUAUAAUAAUUUUUAUUACUAAUUAAAUAUUAAUACAGUUGUAUAAUUGGAUAGAGGGUUUGAUAUGAAUGCAAGAAUACAAAUGACAUUCAUAUUUAUCGACAGAAAAUUGACUGAGUAAUGUAUCUUGUGUGUUUACACAUUUUUUUUUAAAUGUUAAGUUUCCAGCUUAGAUAAAAUAUUGAUUAUUAUACUGCCUAAUUUUAAGCAUGAAAUUACUUUGUAUAAAAAAACUUUAUUUCUACCCAUAUUACAUUUUUUUUUUUCAACAAGUCGGCCGUCUCCCACCAAGGCAGGGUGACCCAAAAAAGAAAGAAAAUCCCCAAAAAGAAAAUAUUUCAUCAUCAUUCAACACUUUCACCACACUCACACAUAAUCACUGUUUUUUGCAGAGGUGCUUAGAACACAACAGUUUGGAAGCAUAUACGUAUAAAGAUACACAACAUAUCCCUCCAAACUGCUAAUAUCAUAUUACAUAUAUUACAUAUUACAUAUUGUAUCUUGAUUUAUAGUUGUCAUGAAAUAUUUGCUACUUGACGAUCACUGUAAGUCUUGCUUUUCUUUUCUAUGCGAAGUCAGUGCAAUUACAAUGCCAUGAUAUACUUAAAAUUAAAGAGUUCGAAUUUA
Messenger RNA from Cherax quadricarinatus, 1962 nucleotides. RefSeq names its product PAICS bifunctional enzyme (gene Paics). Gene Ontology annotation, biological process: 'de novo' IMP biosynthetic process. Gene Ontology annotation, molecular function: phosphoribosylaminoimidazolesuccinocarboxamide synthase activity. Gene Ontology annotation, cellular component: cytosol. The record is from RefSeq and is a predicted model, not a curated record. Lineage: Eukaryota; Metazoa; Arthropoda; Malacostraca; Decapoda; Parastacidae.